Diaporthe amygdali is the source of this 1839-nucleotide messenger RNA. RefSeq lists its product as uncharacterized. The record is from RefSeq and is a predicted model, not a curated record. Lineage: Eukaryota; Fungi; Ascomycota; Sordariomycetes; Diaporthales; Diaporthaceae. The transcript is spliced from 7 exons. Gene Ontology annotation, molecular function: oxidoreductase activity. Bases 1 to 1839 code for a protein of 612 amino acids.
AUGGCAAAAGUCACAGGGGCUCUAGGAUUCAGCGACCCUCUUCCGGGCAUCCGCUUCAAGUUCCACGCGAACGACACGAGUCUAGAUGUGAUGAAUGUCACACAACGAGAUGCAACCAUCUCGGAUGCAAGGGACCUCUCACCGCCACCAUCCCUCGAUGCCGAAGGAUUCAUGCUAGUGGGCCACACCAGCGCAGUUCGGGACUUCCGAGACCAAGCGGAGGUCAAGAGCGUCCACGUCGACGAGAUCCGCGUCCUUCUCCUUCGAGUAACCGGCGCAGACCACGUAGAGAUGAGAGGCAUGGGCGUGCUCCGCUUCGGGGAGCGAAGCAAAGACUCCGGCGCGCUGAACAACUCACGCCCGGCGCGAUUCGUACACAUCGACAUUUCUGACAAAACGGCUGCGGAAUGGAACGCAAAGUUGGAACUUCCCGAAGGCAAGCGGAUCAAGCGCGCCGUGCACCUUAACGUCUGGCGCGUUCUGACCCCGCCGCCGCAGGAUGUCCCACUUGCUGUUUGUGACGCGCGGAGCUUGUCGUCGGGGGAUACCCACGUUGCAGAUGCGAUGUUUGACGACCCUGAUGGGAGCGGCAAGAUAGUGCACUCGUUUGAGGGGUUGGCUAUUAAGCAAGGUGUCAGCCAGAAAUGGUGGUAUUAUUCAAACAUGCGGACGGACGAAGUGCUGGUUUUCAAGACAAACGACACCGCACCUGGGGUCGCACAUGCGGUUGCCCAUGGGGCAUUCGAUGAUCCCUCCUGUCCGGAGGGGCAGGACCCGCGUGCAAGUAUUGAGAUGCGUGGUAUUGCGAUCUGCUUCCCGGGGCUCAGUCAAGUCUUUCUUGCGGUCAACGACGUGAAAGCACAACGUGAAUGCGCAAAUUUGGCGGUACAAGUUGUUAUUGGGAGCGAUGAAUCGCUCUGCAAUUCUAUCACGAUCACAAAGGAUGUUCUGCCAGACGACGUGUUGUGUGGUCUGCCCUCUCCAUGGGCGAAUCUGCCUCGCAGGAUGAGCGUCGCUCCACCCCUGACACUGGGCGAAGGAGUAGGCAGCAGCUUUUCGUCCCUAACUACGCCAAUCACCCUCGCUGAAAUACGGCUGCACUGCCACGCCGCCGAGGGACUCGCGUCUAACAUCAACGAGGAGUUGAGCAGACGAGAGAUGACAUUUCACAAACAUACAAUUCCAUUACCCACUUCUGCAGACGCAAUGGAUCGGAAGAAUGUCAACGCAGGUCUGCAUCAUCUCAAUUACACUAUGUUCAUUAUCCUUCCCUCAUAUUGGCAGUCCUCCGUCCCUCUACUCCAAAGGGGCUCACGGUCAGGAGGACCCAGCUCCCCCGUUCUCCCACAAUACCAAGAGAACCUCCUAGACGACCUUCCCGCCGCUCCCGCAGCCGAAAACUCCGGCUCCGGCCUCCUCCAUCUCCAGCCAAUGCAAGAAGAAGAUAUUUACGCGGCGUCGUCGGCCAGGUCGAGAUCGGCCUCUGGUCAUAAUCACCCGGCAAGGCCGUGGCAUCGUUCUAUUCUUCAGCGGGCCAACACAUCGCGCUCGAACGGGGAGCCCUCAUGGGCCAACGUCGUGCCCUUAUCGCUGCUUGGACGCUGGCCCGCUGUGGUGGAGUGCCCGCUCUGCAAGGAGCUCACCAGGACUACGCUCAGGCACGAGACGGGCAAGGGGACGCACUGGAUCGCGACUCUGCUCUUUUUUACCACAGGUGUUGGGGCCUUCGUGCCUUAUGUGACGGACUUUUCCAAGAAUGUCCAGCACAGAUGCUUGAAAUGUGGUAACACGCUGGCUACGAACCACUUCGGUAGUGGGACUGAGGCGCACUUGAUUUAA